ACAAAAUAUGGCACAUCGCAUGGGUCAGAAAGCUCGCUCCGCUCAAUUCGUAGACACAAGUGGGGCGACGUUCUCGUUCACGGAAGUUGCCCGCGUUUAUUUAUUUUCCAACUUGGCUAGAGAACGACUGCAAAAGGCUGUUUGUUAAAAUUGGCACUCGCUAUAUCUACAUGACUUUGAAGUUUGUUCCAGAUUCUCCUCUCCAUUUGUAUCCGAAUGAAGAUCCCUUCUAUUUCAGCAGCUUUCACAAGACAAUUCAGCCAGGACAAUGAAAGAGCUGAAUCCAUCAUACUAUGAAACAACUCGAGCAGCACAGGUGGCUCUACACUAUACGAACUACCAGCACGCCAGUCUUUUCAGCCAUUUUAGUUAUGGAACUGUUAAAAGUUGCAGCUUAGAGGAACUACCUGGAGUUGGAAACAAGUAUCACUUAGUAUUUACAGAAGACAAGACAUCAAGUGAGGAUGUCAUGGGAAUACACACUGCACAAAUACUCUUUAGCCACACAGAAACUCGGACGGCUCCACAGGUGAACUGCACAUACAAUGACACUGCUAAAGCGAACACCGCAGAUGAUGAACAUGCUUUUUAUGAGCGUAUGAGGAAGCAGGGAAAGCUCGUGGAUGGGAAAUAUAUUCCAGAUGGCCAUGGAAAUAUCCCUGCAGAAAUGAAACCCUUUUGGCUCCUUGGACGGAUUGCAUCAAGCUAUGUAAUGUGGCAGGAGUCCAGUGAAUCCACGCUUUAUAAUAUGGCCACGGUUCUUUCUUUUCAACAACUGAGACCAGAAGACGACUUUCUUGACUUUGAGUAUGUCGUCCUGCUGCACGAUAUGGUUUCCCAGGAGAUAACUCAGUGGAGCAUGCAUGUUCGCUGGAAUCCCACACAAGGAGUGAAGGUGCUGAACUAUGCUCGAGACCCCCGAAACAUUCCAUUUCCUGGAACUGCAAAGGCUACAAUGAGCCCAGCGAGUCUCAGCUAAUUGGCUUCACGACUUUCCGUGCGGCCUCAACUUAAAGAAACUGUAUGCAACUUUCUUUUUUUAAAUAACAAAAAAAUAAUGAAAGUACCAAUGCAUAAUAUUAUGUAGAUAGGAAGUGGGGAUAAUUUGUGGGUACAGUGGGUUCUAAUGAAUAACCCAGAGCUGGCAGGAGUGUGGUCACACCAUGCCUUCUGUCCUCACAGGUGGCGCAGUGGUAGUGCUGCUGCUUUGCAGUAAGGAGACUGUGGAAGAUUGUGGGUUCGCUUUAUAUAAAUGUAAUGAAUUAUUAUUAUUAUUAUUCUGCCCAGUUUUCUGGUGCCAAACUUUGGGGGUGUGCAAGAGAGUGCCCAGCAAGGAACUGGCAUCCCAGCCAGGGUCGGUCCCUGCCUUACACCCUGUGUGGCUUUGGGGCCCACAACCCUCAACUGGAAGAAGCAGGCCCAGUGAAUGGACCCAGUGCAUGUUUUCUCAAAUGUAGUAAAUCAUAAAGUGAACAUUGUUGAAUCGUUGAUUAUUUUGAAUAAAGUUUAAUGAAUGAGUCAUCAAAAAAAUGUCUAAGAGUACACUGUUAACUUGUGCUACGACAGACCGAUUCUUCACCAGUGAUUUCCAGUCAGACUUAAGUGAGUCUGGGACAGUGGCCUGCCUGUCACCACCGGACGUACAAGGUGACUUAAGCCAUGACAAAAUUAAAGGUGCAGGCUGCUGUGUGUGUGUGUGAGACUCUCGGAGUGUUCAGUGUGUCUUUCCUGUAUAGUUUGUUUCUAGCACACUCACCCUGGGGACAUUGUGAUCACAUAGCAUUUAAACAUUUUGGCGGCCGUAUUGCAAGUUAUAUGAGAAGUUCCAACUUAAUGAGAGGGUGUUUGCCAAAGACUUCCAAUCCUUUAACUAUACAAAGGUACCAGGUGUGUUAUGGAUUAUACUCGUGAUCUGUGUGCUGAC
Molecule: messenger RNA, 1924 nt
Organism: Erpetoichthys calabaricus (reedfish)
Lineage: Eukaryota; Metazoa; Chordata; Cladistia; Polypteriformes; Polypteridae
Product: latexin-like
Exons: 8
Coding region: 269-979 (236 amino acids)
Molecular function (GO): metalloendopeptidase inhibitor activity
Source: RefSeq, a predicted model, not a curated record